Messenger RNA from Carica papaya (papaya), 740 nucleotides. NCBI's taxonomy places the organism in Eukaryota, Viridiplantae, Streptophyta, Magnoliopsida, Brassicales, Caricaceae. The record is from RefSeq and is a predicted model, not a curated record.
AAAGAUUUGUAACAAAAUGAUACUGCCAAAUCACCAUUAAAGAAGUUCUGAAACAAAGCAAAUGGUAGCGAUCGGUUGAUUUUGAGAUCAACUUUUUCUCAGUAACUGGGAAUUAGGGUUUGUUAGGGUUUAUCAAGGGUACUUACAUAAUCACAAUGUCUUCAGAAAACCUAGCCCCUUCCGAUUCUCCACCAUCAAGCUCCAGUCUGAGAGCAUCAAAAGCCGCACUCAUCAAUCAAGUCGCCGCCACCGCUCAAUCCUUCAUCGCCACUCGCCGUCCCUGGAAACAACUCAUCGAAUUCCACGCUUUCAAACGCCCAUCCUCGUUCCGCGACGCUCUCUUCCGCAUCAAAUCCAACGCCCUCUACUUCCGCGUGAACUACGCAAUUAUCGUCGUCGCAUUUGUUCUCCUUAGCCUUUUAUGGGAGCCGUAUUCAUUGAUGGUGUUCAUGGUUCUGUUCGUCGCUUGGUUCUACCUCUACUUGUUCCGCGAGGAGCCAUUAGAGAUCUGCGGCCAUGUGUUGGAUGAACGCGUAACCCUGAUGGUGUUGUUUACUUUUACUGUCGUCGUUCUACUCGUGACCUCUGUGUGGUUGAAUUUGCUCGGUUCGAUCUUGUUGGCGGGUAUUAUAGUGGUAAUUCAUGGAGCGUUUAGGAGUACAGAUGAUAUUUAUGUGGAAGAGCCAGGAAUUGGGGUGGAGGGUUUGAUCUCCACCGUCGGGAGCUUGGCGGCGACUGGA